AUGGUAAGGGCCGCAGCGGAGCUUGGCAGGGGAAGCUGGGGACGGGGAGAGAGGGCUUUGGUCGUCUGUUGCUAACAAACCGCUGAUUGAUACGGGUGCUAGGCUAGGCUAGCGGUAGCUAAAGGGUCUGGGUGGUAACCUGAGAGCAGCAGGAGGAGAUCCAAGUGUAUAAAUCACCGAUGCGUAUUCACUGUUUGCUAAACUUCUGCUAACCGGAUACGAACAAAUUAGCUCUGAGGCUAAGCUAGCAGCUGUUUCUCCUUACUGGUAUGCUAGUAGCUUAGCAUACAGCCCCUAGGCUUCUAGUUUGCGAAGGAUGUUUUGAAUUUAACACAAGUUCGUAUAUCGUGUUAUUAUUAAGGUGUCCUAAUAUGUUACACACACACACACACACACAGGCGCAUAGUCCAGCAGUCGUGCACAGCAGGCGCGCACACAGGCUAAAAUAGUCCAGCGCCCGGUUGCCUGUUGCUAAAAUAAGACUGCUUGCCCCUCCUAUCCCUUACUAUGACCAACUCCUAACCUCCUCAGUUGGAAUUUUCAUGUCCUGUAGUUUUAUUAGGACGGGUUUUUCUGAUGUUUUCUGACAGGAAUUAGCCCUGCACGUCAUAUCACUGUUUAGUCAUGACCUGUAUGGGCGCGUUUACUCGUGUGGCUGAAAACUGACUGAUCUAAAUCAAGUUAUUGACCCUGAAAAACUGUGAUUUGAACAACAAAACUGCUUUUGCACAGCGAGGCACCAUCUCUGCUGCAGACAUGAACAUCAGACUCACCUCAUUAAUAAUAUAAAGCCAGAGUUAACUAUUAUUAGGCCUGCUGACUGUAAUCACAUUAAAUUAAUUUAAUAUAGUCCAUAAUUACUUAUAUCAUAACCCUGUAAACUGAAUUCAUAUUGUUUGAUCAUUGCAUGAGCUGUUGUUGUUGCUGUUGUCCCCUGUCUCUCUCUUUCUCACCCUUGUUCUCUACUCUCUCUCCCUCCCUCUCCCUUACCUAUUCUCUCUCUCCUUCCUUCUAUCGUGUUCUCUCUCUCUUUCUCUCCCUCUGCCCUCUCUCCUACUCCUCUCUCUCUCUCAGCGGCCUGGUGGCUGUCUAGCAUGAGUCUGGUCCUACCCAAGGUUUCUGCCUGUUAAAAGGAAGUUUUUCCUUGCCUCUGUCACUCAUGUUAGAUGAGAUGGGUUAAAUCUGUCCCAUCUUAAGGUUGGGUCUUGAUAAUUCAUCAAACAAUGAGCGUGGUCUAGACCUGCUCUUUUUCUUUGGAAAGCGUCUUGGGAUGACAACUGUUGUGAAUUGGUGCUAUAUAAAUAAAAUUUGAUUGAUUGAUCCAGUGCAUCAGCACUAUUUACAAGAGUGGGUUUUGUAGAGCAAGAAGAAGUCCAUAUAACCUCAAACAUCUUGUGUCCGAGUUAGAAAGAGCAGCUGGAGGAUCUCUUCAGUCUCUUCUGCCUCACCUCAUCCAUCCUGCAGGCUCAGUCUUACUGGUCUCCCCCUGACCCCAGAGGUUGUUGUCUGAGCUGGUGUUUACACUGAGACAGGAGCACUAGUAAACACAGUGUCAGGGAGCACAGGUGUCUGAUGGAGCAGAGUGAUUCAUUAGCUGCCAGAGACUUUAAGAACAUGCAAAAAAGUAAAUGGAAAGCAUUGGAGACAUCGCUACGAAACUACAGCUAUAUCCAGAGUCAUCUUUAGGUGUCAUGUUUAUGGAACAAGGGCUCCCUUCAGAAUAACAUGUCAAUGUCUUUCAACCAGACACCAGCCUGAUAAGUGUAGUCUGUUCAUGCACUUCAGAGGUGUUACUGCAUAAAUAAGCCUAAAUCAAGGGUUAUCUUCAAAUACUAAGGUGUGGCAAAUAAAAACUGCAUAACACUCCUAUGAUGGCGCAAACAUUAUUGCUGAGGACCAGUUUUAUAAUUUCUUAUGUAUUCGCUACAACUUUAAAUAUGUUUACAGAUUUCUCAUAAUUAAAUAUUUUUAAUCAAUAGUAAAUUGCAUACUAGUGUGCAUGAUCUCAUAUAAUCUCCUUUGAAUACAGGUGUAAAGUGCCGAUAUUAAUCAUAAUGUAACAGGUCAGUAAUGCUGUUAUAUCAAACUGACAUUACAGUAAGUUCAGGCACUCAGUCAUUCAUAUAACAGGAGUCAGAAUAUUACUGAUAAUUACUUAAAAAGCAAUAUUAAACUACAAUGUUUUUUUAUUCUUAGCUUAGCUUAGGAUCAAAGAUACCGUAAUUUAGGAUGCCAGAAACUUGUUUUCAUUUUUAAAAGAUCAGUGAAAUAUGAGCCCCGAAGCCUUUGUGAUGGCAGUUAUUUUAAAAUGCCAAUAACUGGCCUGAUAAGUUUGACAGAUCAGUCUAUCUAUCUCCAGCCAUCAACAGUGCUUAAUGGCAGCCACACUGACGAAGCAGCCAGCUGUAUCUGCUGAUAAUACUUGGUCACCUUUUUAAUAAGCCUCUUGAGUGCAGGAAUAGGCUUUUAGUAUUUUAAUGGGACUUUGGUCUUGUUGAAGUGACGUUGAUGGUACAGUCUGAGCUAGGUUUAGCUUAGGACAGUUUCUCUUCUCUCCUCGGUGAUAAAACUACUUCUACCUUCUGGCACAUUCCUCAGAUAUUCAUGUUGAAGCCGGUCUGUCCCCUCACUCUCUAAUAUCCUGCUGCUCACUGCAUUUUUAAGGGAGGGGGAACCCCCAGAGGGGUGGGGGGUAUGCUGUGCAAUCCUGGUUAGUUUGUGUCUUAUACUGACUUCAUGAUGCACAGUUAUCUGUUUUGUUUAAACACUUUCCUGGGCAGUUUUUCAUUAAUUUAGUUUUCUAAUAAAUUGUAGCACAAGAAAGAUGCUGUCAGUAAAAAUAAAGGGUUUUUUUGAGGGGGAGGAAUUUCCCCUCUCGGAUGAAACAGGAAUGUAGAGCUGCAAAAGCUAAAAGCUAAAAGGCUGGUCCUGCUGCUCAACAAACUGUGGUUUAUGGAGGAAAGUGACCCAUUUUUCAAACAGCGCUCUGAGUGUGUGAGUAUAUAAGAAAACAAGCCUUAGUAAACAACUCAAACAUGAAGCCAAAUAAGGAAUUUGACUCAGUGAGCCGCAGGAUGUUUAGAGGACUCAUGAAUUGUUUUUGGUGUCAAUGGUUUUAUAGGCAGUUAUAACAGUGAAAAUGAAAUUAGAUUGUUUGCUCUGUAUAAGGGACACAUUAUAGACAUUGUUCUUGUUUGAUGAGGGUAUUUCAGUUUCUGCACUGAUUGAAUUACAGUCUCAUAUUUAAAUUCUUUUAGCAUUCAGUUUAUUGGUAUUAAUACAGAGAUUAAAUCAGCUGGUAAAUGAUCAGUUACAUUAUAAGUUUACUUUGAAGUGAUUUUUGUCUACCCAGUUUGUCAGUCUGGUUUCACUGAAUGUUUUGUGUUUGUUUUUUUCUUCUUAAUCUUGUAUAUUAAUUUAGUCUGGUACAAAGUAAAAAAAUUACUCUAUAAAAAAGUCAGAUUGAUUUAUUAGUAACAGCUUUAUACAGAGGGAACAACAAAACAACUCUUCGCAAUUUAGACAGUACCUCUCCCUGAUGUGAGGCUUUGCACUGUGACUUUGAUCAUUGACAUUUUUACACCUUCUUUGAUAUUAUACCUUUAAAGCAAGCCUCAACACUUAAUAUGCAGUGAGUCCUUCAGCUUGGUCUUGUGCUGCAAAUAAUACUGCCUUUGACAUCUGAGUGGGACGAUAGUGAGGAGUCAUGCCACUGCAGUAGUGUCACUUUUCUGAUUGAUUGGGUUGUCAGUGCGGUGGGGAAUGGGAACUAAUAGCAAACCUUUCAGUUAAUGUUUGCUAACUGUCUAGUAGAGUACAGUACAUAUCUGAGUCUUUCAGGAAACAAAGUCUGUCAUCCGUUUCUCUACUCUUACUCUACUGCACUAACAGCUGGGGUGUAAAACUUUUUUACCUGUUUGGUGUUAAAUCUAGUACAACUUACACUCAUAACUUUGUCAACAACAACCUGCAACAACCAAACCGAGUAAAUCUAGUGAUGCUAAGGCUAGGGUAUGAACGUACAUGUAGCAAAGACAAGUUGCAUGCCAACUGUGCCUCAUCUCCCAAGGCGGAGCUGAUGCUCUUGACCGGGAAACUCCUUCAGCUCUGGCAUUGGGCAGUUAGUAAAGAAUCAACCAGGAUUUUUCAGCUCUACCUCAUAGUUUCAAUAUUUGGAAAGUGAACCAAAGGUUUUGUAGGCGACAUUAGCAAAUAUCUAAAAAUCAUUUAACUCCCCACUAGGCCCGAACGAUAUGGAUUUUUUGGGGGCCGAUGCUGAUACUGAUUAUUAGGGGAGAAAAAAAUUCAGAUUACCAACAUUUUUUUAUGAAGUUAUAAAUAUAUAUAUAUAUAUGUAUACUGUAGAUAUACUGUAGGAUACUGCUCUUCACACAGACAGGAAGAUCGACUGAUCAAACUCAGACCAGAUAAGCGCGUGACCGAGACCAGCACAGCGGGGAACAUGGUGAAGUGGGUUGAACUGAAACUUGUUGACUUAUUGUGUAUUUCACAAACUGGUUUAUUUACCGUUGAGGCGGACCACUCUCUUCUGUGCGUCCCUGAGCUGCCUGCUUCAGAUCCAUCACUCUUUGGCUGUAUUGGCUGAGCGGGAAUCGUGUUGGUUGGUGAAUCUCGUUCCACUUCAGUGGGGCAACAUAAACUGUGAUUUAUAAAAUAGCUCUAUUGAUAGUAAGAACUAAAAAAAAAUAUCUACUCAUGCCAUCAUGUCGAUUUUUAGUAAUCAUUGUUUCGGUGUCGAACUAUUUCCUUUCUGCGGUGUAGUGAUACUUGCACACGCGCAAUCGAAUAUGCAGAGGGGUGAAGCGAUUUUUGUCACAUGGACCAAUAGGAGCUGAGUCUCGUUGUCAUAAUAUCAGAAAUACACAAACAUGGCGACGAGCGCAUCUAGCAGUGAGACAAGUGAAGAGGAAGAAAAGAAAAGGAAAAAUAGAAAACAGCCUUCAAAAGUGCAUAAAAAGGGAAACGAUGCUAUAUGCAUCUAUCAUCUGUCCAGAGUGAAGAUAUUUCAUUGCUUUUAUUACACAGUAGGUUGUGUCAUUUUCAUGUAUGAAACAUAAGCUUUUAGCUAAAUUUACUGUAUAUAUUUCAUUGUGCUGGAUGCAAAUCACUUGAGUUGAGAUGUUUUCUUCAAGAAAUUUGCUACAUUUCAUAAUCUGAAUUCACUUAUGCAGAUAGUAAGGCACCAAUAACUGUUUCAGAUGUUAGGUAGAUGUAUUUAUGACAUUUGAGAAAGAUUUUCUCUUGCCAGAAUCAACAUAGCAGUUUCUACAAGCAAAAACUGCAGCACCAUAUAAUUGUUUUUUGAGUUACUCACAUAUAUGUUCAUUUCUGGCUGGUGACAAAAGUCGGACAGAUAGUCUGAGUAGAUAUUUUAACCCAAAGUCCAGAAUGGUAUUGUCUAUGCAAAAAUGCAUUGAACAAGUAGCACCAGCGUAGUUGAAAGAAAUUCACUUUCUAGGCACUUUUUCCUUGUCCCAAUACAGCUUAGACCUUGAGCGAAGUUUCUUUCACGGAGUUUCAGAUGCCGUGGACGUGGAUGCAUCGGCGAUGCUGCCUGAAGGCUUUGACUGACCCGCGACUGCAUCACGUUCUUGUUUUUCAAACGUCUUUUGCAAAUAAAUCGCUGGUAGCAUGUCAUGUGAAACCCAGUGUCAGCAGGAACAUUGUCAAAGUCGAUAUCAACGCAAAGUUUAUAAGUUUCUGCAAGGUCCUUUAUCUCACCCUGUAGAGAAAGCCACUUUCCAAUACUAGUUCUGUAAGUUUCCCAACAUGUCCUUGUAAAGUCGAGAACGUCUUCACUCUGGACAGAUGAUAGAUGCAUAUAGCAUCGUUUCAUUCCAUUUUUAUGCACUUUUGAAGGCUGUUUUCUUUUUUUCCUUUUCUUUUCUUCCUCUUUGCUUGUCUCGCUGCGAGAUGCGCUCGUCGCCAUGUUUGUGUAUUUCUGAUACUAUGGCAACGAGACUCGGCUCCUAUUGGUCCACGUGACAAAAGUCGCUUCACCCCUCUGCAUAUUCGAUUGCGCGUGUGCAAGUAUCACUGCGCCGCAGAAAGGAAAUAGUUUGACACCGAAACACUGAUUACUAAAAAUCGACAGGAUGGCAUGAGUAGAUAUUUUUUUUUAGUACUUACUAUCAAUAGAGCUGUUUUAUGAAUCACAGUUCAUGUUGCCCCACUGAAGUGGAACGAGAUUCACUCUCUAAGCACUUUUUCCUCUGUCCCAAUACAGCCUAUCUGCUGUACUGUGAGGUAGUUAGUGGAUGAAGAUUGUCAUAAGGUCGCUGCGCUAUCUACAGGAUAAGUUGGAUAACAUUUUCGAAGUGAAACCGAAUCUUAUUCUCCGCAUUUUAUUUCUGAAAAUAUCUGAAAAUAAUUUGAGUUUUGGCCGAUUAAUGAUUGGUCUCAAACAGACUAAAACUGGCCGAUUUAAUCGGCUCACCAAUAAAUUGGCCGGGCCCUACUCCCCACUGUGUCUGUUGGUCUAAAGAAAUGCCUAAGUCAGUAAAACAUCUUCACAUCUUAGAUCCUAAAGUGGUUCAUCUGCUGACUUGCAAUCAGAAGGAAAUCCUGUAUGAAGAGGGUUUGCUGCCCUUACCCUGGCUAAUGAAGAGUGUUCAGACCCUUGUACUGACGUCACUGGUUUGGACAUGUUAAGCUGUGCCACAUGUUUCACCCUCAGAACAAUUUUGUGCAUUUUGAGAUUUAGUGUAGCUGGAGUUCUGGCUGUUUAAAAUUCAUUUACUCUACAACUUCUUUUUUCUCUGUCUGCUUCUUCUUAUAUAACAAAAUGCGCAUGUUCUUCACUUUACUGAAUUGAGCAAGUUGUCUCUCUAACCUCAUGAUGCGAGCAGGGUUUGCCUUCAGGGGUGUGAACAUUUCCUGCACAGACACUCCACUCAUAGACGCUUACAGAUGGUAGCAGGCCUUUAUUAUCAGUGUGCUGGUAUGGAGACCUAGAGGAGCUGAGAGUGGUCAUUUUUUUAUUUUUAGAGCCUGCAGGCUUGAUGCAAUAGUGACGUAUAUUUUUCCACAUACAGCUUCAUAGUGUAAACCUUAACUGUUUCAGUGAGCAAAUUUAGUUUUGAUGCUUAUGUCUCCUAAAUGUCUUUUUUUUUGUUUCAGUUUAGCAGGGGUUAGCAGGAUAGGUUUAUGAUUUACCCAUAAGAACCCUUCUUUGUUUAUUUUCAUGUAGGUAAUAGUGUUCAAAAUCAAAUGACUUCACUUACAGUAAAACUAAAUAUCACAGCUUACUCACUUUAUUUAAAUGAGCCUGCCAAAGCCUCGUUAUAUUUAGAUAAAAAAAGGGAACUAAAAAAACCCCACAAGUUUAUGGACCUCAUUUUGGUGUCCAUGAAUAGAAAAGUCUGCAGAAAUGUUUUGACCCAGACAGAUCAGGAUUUUACCAACACAAAUUUAGUUUUAAACCCUGAUUGAACCAAAAAUUCUGAAGGUGAAGUUGGCUUGUCAGUCAUGUGACAUACAAACAAAGUGAGGAAAUUUUAUUCCUGUUUUAGUGACUCGAGAUCAUUUCAGCACAGACACAACGUGAGAAUGUAACUGUCUAAUGUAAUGAAGUUUGACGUCUAAAUCGGCUUCAUAUAAGUAUGCAUAGUGUACAUUUCAGCUGACGUCUGAAUGAACUUAGAAACAUUGACCGUGUUGAUGAUGUUUAUUUUGCACAGUUUCAGACUCUUUUCUGCUCCCUCCAGUUGCCUGUAUGUUGGUUUCCACUCUUGUGUUUAUACUUUUGAUACUUCUUUGAACAAGUUGUAUUGAUAAACACAAAAAUGGUCUUCACUUUGAGAGCUUGGUUUUUGUGCUACUUUGAGCCCAAACCAAACAUACUCGGAAAGCAUAUCCUCCCUCUACGUACUGCAUGUGUGGAAGUACAAGUCUUGAAAAUGUCCAGACUGUAUCCUGUGGAUAUGUCUGUUGAUUAUGUGCCAACAUGACACAUACAACUCUAGUGUUUCAAAGGAGUUCAUUUUCUUAAUGCUGGGUACAAAACAUCAGAUGGGAAUUUAAGUCCAAUAAAAAAAUGAGAAGAAAAUAUUGAUCAUUAGGUGAACUGAAUAAAUGGAUAAUUUUUGUGGAAAUUUCCGUCUAACAUUCUCAAUAAAACCUAGUUGCUCUUGGGAGUGAUUUCUUGUCAAAGAAGCUGCUUCAGGUGGGAACGAGCUCACUUUAGUAUUUUCUGGUUUGUAAUUAUGCUGAAAAAAUACCACAGUUGUAGGUUAUCCAAUAUGUUUGUGUCGGCUUCAUACUUCACAUUUAUUCCGCUGAAAUUAGCACAGAAUAAAAGUGUUGUACAAAGUGGUUAUUUUCCUUGUAAUCUGCCCAUUAUUGGCCUUUAAAAAGUAUGAUAUGAAUUAUUCAAGAAGAGUUGUAUAUGAGAUGAAAUACUAUGAUUGCAGUUUCACGCUGUGCUUUGAAUUAUUUCUUUUAUAUGUUUUCUUGUGGAGAUUUUAUAAAAACAGGUGUGUGUGUGUGUUUAAAGUGUGUUUGUGUAUUGCACCCAUGUAGGAUGUUUUAUUCAUCUUAAUGUCCUAUUUUGCCUUUUAACUUUAGUUUUACUUUUUUCCCCCAAAUCUGAUUUUUCAGAUUGAAACAUGAAAAACUUGUAGGAAAUGCUAGUGUACAAUAAUCCAGCAGAUGAAGUAGGGCUGGGCAAUCAAACAAAUUUACUGAUACCAAAAUUUACGACAAUAACCCACGUCAUUUUACCCAUGUCAAUAUAUUUGGUGUCACCCCUAAGAUGAAGUUGCUUGGUUGUGGGGCACUUAAUUGUCAUGUGUGACUAAAGUCUGCAAACAUCGUGUAAUAAGUGCUUUCUUUGCUGUUUGUGUGUGGUUUCAGAAUGAGCAGCAGCUGGACUGUGCCCUGGACCUGAUGAGGCGUCUGCCUCCUCAGCAGAUCGAGAAGAACCUCAGUGACCUCAUUGACCUGGUAAGUCCACUGUCUUUACUUCUAACUCUGCCAGAUGUCCAGGUUGUGUCUCCUUCAGACAGCUUUUAUGUGUGCAACCAAACAACAAAGUUCAAUAAAGCACAGACUAAAUUAAAGUGAGGUUCAGAUAAAGCUAAAUAAAGGAAAAAGGAUGAGAACAAAAGACAUGAAGUUUGGAUUAAGUCUGUCAAAGAGAAAAGGAAAUGUUUUGUUUUUUUAAAGGGACAAUUUGACUGGUUCCUUCUUAUUUGUUGAACAAAACAUUCUCUGUUAAUGUGAUUAAAUUAUUUUAGAAUUUCAGCUAUUGGACACCUAAGAUCCCCUAAUUUCUCAAAAGAGUUUUUUCUGUGUCUGUGUACUGGAGUCUUUUUGCACAAGGACACUUGUGUGAGUCUGGAUCUGCGUUCAGAUUCCAGCUGAGUGAUCUGUUUUUGAUUUGCUUCUACAUGCCUGUGAUCUGUUUUUCAUAAAAGUCUAAACAAUGUGACAUAUCACAUAGAUAUGAGCCCAUUCAUUAUGAUCUGGGCCUUUCUCACAUGUGGAUCAGAUACACGUCUGAUUAUUUUCAAAACAAGUUCAAUCUAAACUGUUUAAUCUGAAUUCAGCAGCUUUUUCGCUUCAUUAUUUUGACAAGUUUGUCUCAGCUCUGUGCAGACAAACACAGCUCUUGAGUCAAGGACUGCUCAAUGAAGUCCAUUUUUUUGUGAAGUCGUCAAUGUCAUGAUGCCCUCCUCUGUAACAAACAUCCCACAGCACCGCACGGCUGUCAAAUUGUUUGUGAAAAUGUCAUUCAUUAAAGAUGUAUGUAUGAUGACACUGAUGGCUCCACAAGAACCUUAAAAACACUUUUUACAAGGUCUUAAAUUUAAGAGUUCAUUUAAUCUGAAAAUGUUUAACACAGUAAGACUGCUCUCUGCAUUAAAAUAGUUAUGAUUAAUCAUCUUCUCGCAUAUCUGAACUCUGAUACAGAUUUGUAUUUCUAGUCAGUAAUUCCUGUAUUGUUUCUUUGUUGUAUAGUUACAGCUUCUGUUUUGGCCACAUAGACACAGGGUUAUAAAUGACAUUGUGACCUUUGAACCUGCGCUGAGCCUAAGACAAAUCCAUAAUGAGUGUCAUUUCUGUUUAGACAGAGAUUGCUGUUACUGUUCAUAUAUUAAUGAACAAAGAAUCCAAACUUAGAUGGAUAAUGUCAGUCUUUCGGUUUUGAGGUGAUUUUCAUGUUUUCUUUAGAAGUAAACAUCUGUUUGUGGAACGGGUCACCAUUUUUUGAAUAUUAAGAGAGUUUUUAAGUUUUGUUUUGUUUUGUUUUGUUUUUUAAUUGAAAAGUUUUUGGAACUAUUAUCUCAUCUAAAAUUAUAUAUGUUUCUGUUAUUUUUACUUGUGCCUGGUUGCCAUUGUCGAACAGUGGCUGUAGUCCCUUUGAAAGGUGUUUCCUGCAGGAACUUCUUCAACCAUCUGAAACGUCUGUGAGGCACUCUGCAGGAGUCUGACUAUUCAAAUAAUCGACCAAGAGUUCCCAGUGAUUAUCAAGCGGUUUUCAAUCACAUAUCAAUUCCGAUUUUGCCGUUCUGUCAUUAUAAAAACAAGAUAACAGAGAUUAAAGUUGACUGGGCUCCUUGCCAAGUUGCUUUUAUUUUGUCAACUUUGUUGGUGCACAACAAAGUUUGUGCAAACAAGUUGUCACGUAACGUAUGUAUUGGGGAACUGCAGUUUAACACUGCUAGGGAGGAGCAGGUGUGUGUUAGUAAAGCAGAGUGACAGAGCGCGCAUGAGUCAAGAGCGUGUUGAUCGAGUAGGUAUGAAAAUGACUGGGUUGUUGAUGCUUUGGCAAACAUAAAGAGGAAACGAUUUUUAUAUGUUUUUAUGUUUCUCCGAGUGUUGAAGAGUUUGUGUCUCAGACAUCUGUUUAGAUUUAACAAAUGUGGGUGUUGUAGACGUUGUCGAAUGGCAGAGUAGUCAUGUUUAAAAGUCCCGAUCACAGUAUCAAUACAUAAAAAAUAUGAUGAUUUUACCAGAAACUGAGCAGCUCUCAAAUAGUUUCCAUUGCCUGAAAUGCCACCUCUGCUCUGCACAUGACUGCCUUCUGAUGUAUGAUCUGCUGUGACUGUUUUGUUGUAGAAAGGGAGGUGGGAAUGGAGAGACUCUAAGAGUUUGCUGAAAAGGAAAGUUUGCAGAGUGUGCAGUAACUGAAGCAGGAUUCUGACCAUUCCUGUCUCUAAAACUGAAAAAUUCAGAUUUUCUUUCAGCUUACUGUUAACAUACUUAUUGUUUUCACUAAGUUUGCUGCUGAAACAGGACUCAGGUUCUCUUCCAUGGCAGUGCCAGCUACUGAGCCUUACAAAUGUCUCAAAAUCGGACGUGUAUCUUAUUACACUUUACCGGUGUUCGCAUGGCACCUUGAUCUGUGUGUUGAUGCCAGCCAGUCCCCCACCUGCAUACCUUCCUCUUCCUUCACCUUCGACCUCUCCCCCUCUGAGCCUCGGCUUUCUCCUCACUCAUUUCUGUGUGUCUGGUUGUUAGUGAUAAUCAUCUCAGCUGUCAGUCACCUCUUCCUGCCGGUCACUGUUUAUGCUCCACUGCCUCUGCUUCAACUCCACCUGGUAUCACCUGAAAUCACCCUCUCUGCUCCACGUCUGUAUUAUCUCUCUUCUGCUCUUAACUUUCCCUUACCCAUUAGUUUUUGCCUCCCCCCUUAUUUUGCCUCACCCAGUCAGGAUUUCCAGGUGUGGUUGGUUCAGGGGUGUUGUGGGGGCUUUUCAGAGGAAAAAACAAGGCCUCCUUUGUAUCUAUGCCUACUGGAGAGCUUAUAGAGGGGGAAUCCAUGUCAGUCUCUGAGAAGUAAUUUGUACCCCCUUAUCCUCCAGAUAUUAUGUUUCCCAUGGAGAUUGUAUUCCAGCUCAACACACUAACCCCAGCCUUGAGAGUGAAGCUGGAACAUGAAACUUUAGACAAGGAUUUUUUUUUUCCGUCUUGUUGUGUAAGAUAAGAAAUCAAAUAAAAGUCUGCUGUUGUCUUCCCUGCUCAGUCUCCUCAUUCCCACAUUCACAGGUGUUAUUUUAAAUUGAGCAACUCUUGCAGAAAGAAUGCUUUCACAGCAGCCCAUGUGUUGUACUGUCUCCCAGGACAUUUGCAGUCAAGUGUCUGGAGUUUAACAAACUUGUGGAGAAACUCCAGUGGCUAAAAAAUGUCAAAUCUUUCCUGUAUGAAAAAGCGAAUUCUCUCUGUUUUUGCGUCCAGGUGCCCAGUCUUUGUGAGGACCUCCUCUCCUCUGUGGACCAGCCCCUGAAGAUUGCCCGAGACAAGGUUGUGGGCAAAGACUAUCUGCUCUGUGAUUACAACCGAGACGGCGACUCCUACAGGUGGAGCUCAUAACCACACUUCAUACUUAAACUGUUUUGAAUAACACGGUUGACAUCUACAGAUGGUUGAGUUUGAGAGGAAUUCAGAGUGUGGCAGGAAUACUUGCAUAAAGCUUGAUAGAAAAGAUCUUAAGAGCUAAGUCUACAUCAUAGCUCUUGUCUCACUUUGCAGCCACCAUCAUGGGUGUAAAUGUCAGAGAGGUAUUUGACCAUCUGAAGAAGCGUACUGGCAGCUGUUAGAGAGUUGAAGAGCAGUAAGAGGAGCACCCCCCGAUACAGUGUCAUAACAGUGUGUCCUUUUAAAGUGCCACUCUUUUUGACUGCAUUUCACAUGCGAACGUUGAAUGUGAAUAGGCGGUUAUGAUUAAGUUGUGACAGCAGUCCGAGCCGUAACAUUUCACCAAGAGGAAAUUGGAUGCUGGUGGAGUAAAGCAGAACAAAAUUAAACACGCAGACGUGAAAUGAUUUAUUCAGAACUCAUUUGCUCUGGUACCAUUGGCCUCAUAAACAGCAUGUGACUCUUCGUCCUCUUUGAUGUGUGUAUUCAAGUGUUCAUUGUGUCUGUGUGAGACUAAGUGCUUUUCAUUGUUUCACUCAUUGCUGACUGUCAAAGAAAUCGUCCCUUAAGGAUAAUGAAGUGCACCUGGAACAAAAAUCGCUGUUAAAUAAAAAAAAAAAAAAUCCAGUUUUAAAAUCAUGAGACACAGAGCUGCUUUCAGACCAGUCAAAAAUAAUCUCUUUAUUAAGUUUAUAAAAGAUGUCAAAUGCAUGAAAAGAAUCUUUUUCACUGGCUGUGCUCGGUGACCACAGAUCAGCUUCUUCUCCAUCACAAUAAAACAAUAAUUCAGGACUUUACCACUGAGAACAUUUUUCAAAAACUAACCUAGCGACUUUUCAAACCCCCUUUAGCAACUUAUUUUCAAAAAAGCACCUAGCAGCAAAUCUAGUGACUUUUUCUGGAGUUUGUAGACUGACAUGAAAGAAACAGAUACAGACAAACAUACAGACACUCUGAGGAAGACGCCUCCAUCGCCUGGGGAUCAUGCAAAUUAGGAGAUGGCGUCAUCUAGCGACAGCCACUAGGGGCUUUCCUUACCAAGGAGUUGGAAACAUUUGAGUCGUCUUCCUUCUGUGCCAAACUAGUGCUCUUAAAUCCAUCCCAGGAAUUUUGUAAAAUUCUAGUCAUGUUUGUAUAAUGGCAUAAGGAAACACGUGCUUAAGAAAGGCAUUCCAGAAAAAUGAAGCCAGCAGUGAUCAAUCAUAAGUAUUUACGUCUGCAGAGGGAAAUGUCAGGGACAGAGUCAAACGUCAGGGACUGAUAUAUAUAUGAAGAUUGAAAAUGCUACUGUUUCUGCAAUACACCAGAUAUUACAGUGGGUUAAACAAAUGUGACUUGUCUAUUUGGUGUGAUACUUAUUUACAUUGAUUUCUGUCCUUUUUUCGACUGCUUCAGAUCCCCAUGGAGUAAUAAGUAUGAACCUCCCAUUGAAGAUGGUGCAAUGCCUUCAGCCCGCCUGAGGAAACUCGAGGUCGAAGCCAAUAAUGCCUUUGACCAGUACAGAGACCUGUGAGUGCCAGCUGAACGAUCUGAAGGGAAGAUUUGAUCAAGCUGUGAGCGCAGCCUCUCGUUCACUCUAACAUCUGUGUUGUUGUUUUUUUUUUUUUUUUAGAUAUUUUGAGGGAGGUGUGUCCUCUGUGUACCUCUGGGACCUGGAUCACGGCUUUGCUGGAGUUAUUCUCAUUAAGAAGGCUGGGGACGGAUCCAAGAAGAUCAAAGGAUGCUGGGACUCCAUUCAUGUGGUGGAGGUGCAGGUGAGAGUUAGCUGAUGUGGCAUGGUUGCACAUCAGGUUGUGGCAACAGGUUGGCAUUUGUCAACUUCUUUAUCCAUGAUACAAUGUUUUAUGAAACUUUGUACAGUAAUAGAAUAUUUCCUGAUACUGUAAAGUCUGUAAUAAUCAGUAUCAAUUUCAUGUAAAUCAGUGGCUGAUGAUUGUUUAUAUUGGCAUCACAAACAAAAGAUAAACUUGCUCAUCUUGAACACGUCAAGACAUGUUUUUGAACAAACUAUAAUAUUUCUAAUUAUAAUACAGAAAGUUAUUGUUCUACAUUCUGUGAAAGUGCAAAGUUUGACUCACAAAUUACAAAAAUGUAAUGUCUUUGGUCUGCUGAGCUACCAUGUUGGUAAAAUCCAAAAUACCUCCUGAUAGGUAAUCUACCUCAGAUGACGUUACGAUAAAUAUUUGAGCCUAAUGUCAACAGUAAUGCCUUCAUGGGUGCAGAGAUUGGUCAGGCAUGAUAUGUCAAUUUUAUAAUCAAAAAUAGUUUCGUAUAGAUGAUGAUACAGAGUGAAGUUUCCAUUUGUUAAACUCUUAAUCAUAAUAUUGAUGGAAAACAUUUCUGUUAAUAGAUUUUUUACACUUUUGCGAAAUGAAAAGAGACAAGCUGAUGUAGAAAUAAACCUAAUGCAUCAAUUUGCAGCAUGUCAGCAUGAUCAAAACUUAAAAAAAAAUACAGAGACUGAUAACUGACAUGAUGAAGAAAUUCCACCUUUUAUAAAAAUCUAAACAGGAUAUGACUCUCUAACCUAUAAAGACAAAAUAUAGAUAGCUUGCCUAACAGUACAGUCAUUCUGGUCCCGAAUGGUAAGGGUGAUGACGUUUAACUGUAAACAUCAUUUUCAUGAAUCCUGAAAGAGUAUAUGGUUUCCUGUUUACUUUGCUGAUAUCUCAUUGCUUUUUGUUUAUCCUGUGUGAGCAGGAGAAGUCCAGCGGUCGUGCUGCUCACUACAAACUCACCUCCACUGUCAUGCUGUGGCUCCAGACAACCAAGACCGGCUCUGGUACCAUGAACCUGGGCGGUAGCCUCACAAGACAGGUGCUGUGAUGAAUUACAGAAGAGAAAGUACAACUCAGGGAUGACUCAUCCAGCCUGUUGUUUUUAUAAAUCUCAGUUUGUCAACCUCUUUUUUUCAGAUGGAAAAAGAUGAUCCAGUUGGAGAAAACAACCCCCAUAUCGCCAACAUCGGCCGCCUUGUUGAAGUCAGUACUACAGCUGCCACACAAUCUGAUGUUUCAAUUAUUGUGUACAGUGUUUCACAAGAUCUCUCAGAUUGCAAAAGUUUUCAAACAGUAACUUCAUUCACUGAUAAACCCAGAUAGUCGCUCAUACUUGCCAGAGAGUAACUGCCCAUCCUUUCCUGAAAAAAUCAAUAGAGCACCUGUCUGCAAAGAAAAACUGAGGGGUCGUGCUUGAAUGUCUUUGUUUUCUUGUCAGGAUAUGGAGAACAAGAUUCGUUCCACACUGAAUGAAAUCUACUUUGGCAAAACCAAGGAUAUCGUCAACGGCCUAAGGUAACACUUCAGGAAAAAGUCAAUCUUAUUUUACAGCAAGUCAGUCAGCAGGGUUUAUGUCCACUGGUCAAGUCUUUUUUGUUUAUAUUUUAUAUGAUUUCAUCAAACAUGCCUUCAUGCGUCUCUUGUCACUCCAAUUCUUUGUUUUCUUCACUUCAUCCCCACCUGGUCAUUCCCCUCUUCAGCGGUUCCUCUGAAUCUGAUCGUAUUUUUCUUUGUAACCUUUCUCCCAACAUUUCUUCUGCCAUUUUCCUCACUGUCUGUCCUCAUGUCAAUCCUUCUGUCACAUCUCCCUCCCCGCUCCAGAUCUAUUGAGUCUCUGCCUGAUAACCAAAAGUACCGGCAGCUCCAGAAGGAGCUGUCGCAGGUGCUCACCCAGCGUCAGAUCUUCAUUGACUAGGGUCUGAGGUACAAUCUGGCAUGGAGAACGCUGUUUUUGUGUGUGGAUGCAGGCAUGUAAAAUAUACAGAAAGGAAAGAUGUAGCUCAUGCCACGGUGGCCUCUGUUUAAAGUAUACUUUUAUUAAUAAUGUUGCAUUACAACCACUUUCUUGAUAUUCAUUGCUGUAGAAAAAGUGAAACUUGCAACCUCUCACUGAACAGACUAUUCAAACUGUUCAAACUACUGUACAUGGCGAACCUUCAAAUAGAAGUACAGGGUUUCUACACAGUUGGAAUUUCCAUACUUUACCAUACCCUACUUUUAAAAAUUAUAUUUGGAAAUACCUACUUUUCUGUUUUAGAAAACUAUUUCAGAAGUGUGGUAAUAGUCUGGAAACAUAAAUAUUUUUCCAUACUUUAUUUUCCUUUUCCAUCCUUUUUAAGACCUGUGUAUCGAUCACGUUUAUUUCCAUACUUUUCAUACUUGGGUAGGAACCCUGGAAAUAUGAUCUUCACGUCUCUCCAAUAAAUCAAGAGUCUGUCCUAUCAAAUAACUUCAUCUUAGUUACAGUGUGUGUGUGUGUGUGUGCGUAUGUGUGUGUGUUCAUGCAGUACAAACAUAUUUGCAUGCUCCUCAGAGUGUUGAAGAUUGAGCAGCUGUUUCAGCAUGUUGUGCAGGUUGUGUUUAUCCUUGUGUCCCCGUGCGGGAGUGAUGCACACUAACCAGAGUCAAGAGUAUUCAGAGGACCCACCAGGCAGCAGGAUGCUAUACAGUUUGCCUAAUAAGGUUUCCUAAAAUCCCGUGUUUAUUCAAGAGCAUGGAACUUGCCUCAAGCAGAGAUAUAGAAGUAUCACUGAUAGAUAGAUAGAAGUGCGUGUAUGUGAAGCCCACAUUGAGAUGAAUAUCACAGAUAUGCUGGAUGUGCUCCUUCUCUCUGUAACAGGAUUAUCGUUAUAUUGAAGUUCAGCGUUUCAGAGACAUUCAGCAAAAGUCGAUCCUCUUUGGGGUUUCAGAGACAUUUUUGAAACAUAAAUGAAGUGCACAUGGAAUCUGCUUCUCAUUAAAUUUUUCUUCCUCCAGUUUGCAACACAUGCCUCCGAUCUGUUUAUGUUCAUCUCUGUGUUGUAAACAAACCACCUAGCAGACAUUCUGCAAGUUUGUGGAAAGAUGUGCUCGUAAAAAAUAAUAGCAUCAUUCAAAACAUCACAAAAGGCUUCAAAUGAAUGAAACAAGUCACUUUUAGAAGUAGACACAGCAGCAUGUUCACAGAAAUGUUGGUAAUUAGAUCAAUGUUGUUAUUAUUGUGCUUUUUUGACACAGAAAAUUGAAUAUUUGAGCAUGUUAAACGUCAUCACUGUAGGCAGGUAAAGAACAUGGUUUAACUGCAUGAUAAAUAACAAAAGGUUUAAGCCGCCUGAUAUUAAUAUUUCCCAUGCGCAGUGUGUUUACAUGUGCGAUUGUAUGUUUUUUUGACUUCCCAGAAAAGGAAAGUUGGACUAAACUCUUCAAGAAGAUUCAUUUUUCCUCUCACAAACUAACUGUUUUGUUUUUGUUUUUUAUCUGGCCUCCUGCAGAAACUUUUCCACCUUCUCGCUGCUUUUAUAUUUUUUUCUCUGGCACACACUUGACUCUCUCCCCUCAUUUUUGUCUCCCUUUCACAGGAGUGUUCAGACUCUGGCUGACAAGUCAAAGCAGGAAGCUCUGAGGAUCAACCUGGUGGAUGCACUCAAACGCAAACAAAACAGCUAG
Molecule: messenger RNA, 17804 nt
Organism: Xyrichtys novacula (pearly razorfish)
Lineage: Eukaryota; Metazoa; Chordata; Actinopteri; Labriformes; Labridae
Source: the annotation of a GenBank genome assembly